AUGUCCUCCGACUCCGAAAAGGCCUCCAAGAGGGCCGAGAGUCCCAGCCCCAUCGCCGAAUCUGAUGGUGGUAAUGCUGAUGGUCUUCAUCGCCGUCUCAACAACCGUCAGGUCCAACUUCUCUCCAUCGGAGGCACUGUUGGUACUGGUCUGUUCAUCGGUAUCGGUGCCGGUCUGGCCAAGGGCGGCCCCGGCAGUCUCCUCGUCUGCACAGCUCUCUACGCCAUGGUCCUCGGUCUCACCAACAACUCUAUCGCUGAGAUGAACACUUAUAUGCCUGUCUCUGGCGGUUUCAUCCGUCUUGCUGGACACUGGGUUGACGACGCCCUAGGCUUCAUGGUCGGCUGGAACUUCUUCUUCUACGAGGCUCUUCUGAUCCCCUUCGAAAUCGUUGCUCUGAAUCUUGUUGUCUCAUUCUGGAGUGACACUGUUACUGACGCUGGUCCAACUGCUGGAUUCAUCAUUGCAGUCAUCAUAGCAUAUGGUGUGCUCAAUCUUCUUGCUGUUGGUGUCUUCGGUGAAGCUGAGUUCUGGCUGGCCCUCGGCAAGGUCCUUCUGAUCUUUAUCCUCUUCAUGUUUACAUUUGUGACAAUGGUCGGGGGUAAUCCUCAGGGUGACGCUUAUGGUUUCCGCUACUGGUCAAAUGUUCACGACGCAUUUGCUACAUUUCGUACUGAAGGUGAUCUUGGACGUCUCGAAGGCUUCAUGGGCGCAUUGGCAUCCGCUGCCUUCUUUGUUGUCGGUCCUGACUAUAUCUCCAUGGUCGCCGCCGAAUCUAAGCACCCCAGCCGAUAUGUCAAGACUGCCUUUAAGACUGUCUACUUCCGUUUCGGCCUCUUCUUCAUCGGCGCUGCUUUGACUUGUGGCAUCGUUCUUAGCCACACUGAUGAGACUCUUGUUGAGGUCCAUCUCGGCACCGGAUCCGGCCACGGCACAGCUGCUGCCUCGCCGUGGGUCAUCGCCAUGUCUAACCUUGGAAUCGAGGGACUGCCCCAUCUCGUCAACGCCCUCCUUUUCACGACUAUCUUCUCUGCCGGUAACACGUACACAUACUGCGCAACUCGUUCGCUGUACAGUCUCGCCCUCGAUGGCCGUGCACCUGCCUUCCUUCGUAAGACCACCAAGAACGGUAUUCCUAUCUACUGUUUCGCCGUCACCAUGGUCUUCCCUCUGCUGGCCUUCCUUCAGCUCGACAGCUCGUCCGCCGAGGCCCUGACCAUCCUUCUCGCUCUCAUUACUGGAGGAGGUAUCGUGGAUUAUAUCACCAUGAACAUUACCUUCCUCUUCUACUACCGUGCUUGCAAGGCUCAGGGCGUUGAUCGCAAGAAGAUGCCCUACUUCGGCUACUUCCAGCCCUACUGUGCUUGGAUCGCUCUUAUCCUUCACACAGUCGUUUGCUACACCUAUGGAUACACAUCCUUGGCUCCCUUCAAUGCGAAGAACUUCUUCUCCAACUACACCAUGCAAAUCAUCGCUCCUUUCAUGUAUCUCGGCUGGAAGCUCAUCAAGCGCACCAAGGUCAUCAGUGCCAAGGAGUGUGAUCUUGUCUGGGAGCGACCUGUCAUUGAUGCUUACGAAGAACGCGCCAUGAUCGUUGACCCUCCUACUGGCUUCUGGGAGGAGAUCAUUGGCCUUGCUGGUAUCAAGAAGAACAAGAAGAAGAACGCUGCUGAAGUCCAUGUCUGA
Fusarium musae is the source of this 1686-nucleotide messenger RNA. RefSeq lists its product as uncharacterized. NCBI's taxonomy places the organism in Eukaryota, Fungi, Ascomycota, Sordariomycetes, Hypocreales, Nectriaceae. Bases 1 to 1686 code for a protein of 561 amino acids. The transcript is spliced from 2 exons. Gene Ontology annotation, cellular component: membrane. The record is from RefSeq and is a predicted model, not a curated record. Gene Ontology annotation, molecular function: amino acid transmembrane transporter activity. Gene Ontology annotation, biological process: amino acid transmembrane transport.